CAGGGGGAGUGUGCGUGCGCGUGAGGUGGGCUGAGGGUGGCUGUGUGAUGGGGGGGUGCAGUAUGAAGGCAUCAUCGGGUUGGGCGGGCGUUCCUCCGGGAUGUUGAGCACAUCGCUGCCGCUCUGCUUUGCGUGCAGAGGCGUCACAACGGCUUAGAGCAGACGUCCCCGGUUUGCUCCCCCCCCGCCCCCCCCCCCCUACCCCCCUCCCCGUAAUAAACCAAAGAGAGGAGCGGAAGAGAGGGCGCCUCAAAAAAAAUGAAUGACUUUUUGUGAACAAAAGACGGGUGUAACUUUAUGUAGGUCACACGUGAGCGCCUCCCUCUGCCGAUCAAGUGUCUUAGCAAGAACAACAACAAAAAGCAGCAGCAGCGCAAGAAGAAGAAGAAGAAGAAGAAGAAGAAGAAGGCUCAGCAGAGGCGCGGCGAUGCUCCGCGGGACUUGAUGCCCGACACGCUGGCGCUGCUCCGCAACCGCUCGGAGGAGCCGCGAGCCCUGACCGGUGCCGGCGGCGGCGGCGGCGGCGGCGAGGAGGGCGGCCGGCCCGCGUGGGUCAUCGGCAUCCUGGCCAGCGUGCUCAUCUUCACCACCGUGGUGGACGUGCUGGGCAACCUGCUGGUCAUCAUCAGCGUCUUCCGCAACCGCAAGCUGAGGAACUCCGGUAACGUGUUUGUGGUGAGUUUGGCCUUCGCCGACCUGGUGGUGGCGUUCUACCCGUAUCCUCUGGUCCUCUACGCUCUCUUCCAUGAUGGAUGGGCACUAGGCAACACUCAGUGCAUGGUGAGCGGCUUCCUGAUGGGCCUGAGCGUGAUCGGUUCCAUCUUCAACAUCACGGGCAUCGCGGUCAACCGUUACUGCUACAUUUGCCACUCCUUCUCCUACAGCCGUCUGUACAGCUACCGCAACACGCUGCUGUUCGUGGCCUUAAUAUGGCUGCUGACGGUAGUGGCCAUCGUGCCCAACUUCUUCGUGGGCUCGCUGCGCUACGACCCGCGCGUCUACUCGUGCACCUUCGCCCAGAACGUCAGCACCUCCUACACGGUGGCUGUGGUGGUGGUGCACUUCCUGGUGCCCAUCGCCGUGGUUACCUUCUGCUACCUGCGCAUCUGGAUACUUGUCAUUCAGGUGCGUCGCAAAGUGAAGACGGAGGAGAGCCCUCGCCUGCGCCCGAGCGACUUGCGCAACUUCAUCACCAUGUUCGUGGUGUUCGUGCUGUUUGCCAUCUGCUGGGCGCCCCUCAACCUUAUCGGGCUGGCGGUGGCAGUGGACCCGUCGCGCGUGGUGCCACUAAUCCCAGAGUGGCUCUUCGUGGUCAGCUACUUCAUGGCCUACUUCAACAGCUGUCUCAACGCCGUUAUCUACGGCCUGCUCAACCGGAACUUCCGCAACGAGUACAAGCGCAUCGUCACCUCCGUGUGGGUGACGCGCCUCUUUGUCACAGAGACGUCGCGGGCUGCUACAGACGGCCGCAGUCUGCGCAGCAAGCAGUCACUGCCGCCGCCGCUCAACAACAACGAGUCGCUGAGGGACCGCGCCAACAACAAAGACUGAGCGUGUUAACGUGACGACGCACAGAUUGGUCGCACGUGAACUGCCUGAUGAACUUCCAAAGCCUCAAAAACGUCCGACUUGCAUCUCUUGAGUGCCACUUUAAUAAAAACCAGAGAUGAUAAUCAGGGUAUGUCAGAAUUUAGUAGGAAACGCAACGUUAAAAAAAAAAAAGAAGAAAUAAUAGAAAUUGCUACAAAUAUAAAAUCCAGGAACUUUUCAUUCUUGGUACUUCCUUUGCCAACAUUUGUGACAGACUACAGUAUCGCUCUGUCAAACUAUAUUUUUUAAAUGAAACAAUAAACAGCUAGGAUGCUAAAAGUAGUUAAGAUAGCAUAUAUCAAGAUAGCACACUGACUACACUGACUUAAAAAAAUGCACUAAGACGGAGUGAUAAAGAUUUACAUCAUGCCCUGUGGUCGGGUACUAUUUCAAAUGAGUGCUAAAUAUUUCUAAUUAUGCCCUGUGGUUGGGUACUAUUUAUUUUUAAGUGAGAAUUGACAAGAGGCUAACAGCUGGCAUGCUAACAGCUAAGAGUCAUUAAGAUAACAUACCGUAUAUGGCAAGAUAGCAACCGGAGUACUAAAAGCACUGAGGCAGAUUGAUAUUUUACAUUGUGGGCUGUGGUCGGGUACUAUUUCGAAUGAGAAUUAAUAAAAUACCAACAUGCUAAUAGUUAGCAUGCUAACUACUGCUUUGGACCCCUAAUGUUCAUUUGGGAACAUCCCGUGCCUCAACGGAUUACAUGCUAGUGUGCAAAAGCAGACUGAAAUUGGGAGUUGACUGCUUACAUGUUACCAGUUUGUAUGCUACAAUAUAGCAUGCUAGCAACCAGCGUUGGAACCAUAAUGUUCACUUAUCAAAUGCUCCUAUUCUCUUCACUUGAAUGCCACUUAAGUCAAACCAGAGAUGAUAAUCAGGAAGUUGCUGUGUGCUCACACCAGAAUUUAGUCGGAAAUGCUACAAAAAUUUCCAGGAACGUAUUAUUAAUUAAUUAUUAUUGUUUAUUUAUUUAUUGUUAAUAUUUAUUCAUACUGUAUGGUGCCACUAGCUGUCGCUAGCCUGUAAGCUGACAAUUGUGACCGACUAUAGGCUUGCUUGCCCAGUUUAACUUUUUUUUAAAAUAACAAUUCUAACAAAACUAACAGCUAGCACAAUGGAUUAUAGGUGCUAAUGAAGCCGCAAAACCAUCAAAAGCCUACUGAAAUAUAUAUGAAUGCUAACAUGCCAACAUUUGUUAUGCUAGCAUGUAGCAAGGUACCAUUUUGAGUACAAAAUAUGCAGACAGGUUGAUAAUGUGAUGUACCUCUGAUUGCACAGGAAAGUAUUUCAACUGAGAAUUGAGAAGAUGCUAACAUGCUAACAAUUAGCUUUCUAACAACCUUCAUUGGACCCCUAAUGUUCAUCUGGGAACAUCCCCUACCUCAAUAGACUACCGCCAAUGUGCAAAAGUACAGCUCAAAUGCCAACAUGCUAACAUGCUAUAUGUUACCAUAUAGCAGGAAAGAAGACCUGAGUACAAAAAGUGGUAAGGCAGAUUGAUAAGGAUUUUUUUCAUCUACUGUGGUUGGGUACCAUUUCAAAUGAGAAUUGAUAAGAUGCCAAGAGCAGGCAUGCUAACAACCUUCUUUGCGCCCUUACUGUUCAUUUGGGAACAUCCCGUGCCUCAGUGGACUCUGUGCUAAUGUGCAAAAGCCUACUGUGAAUUGAUAAAAUGCUAACAUGCUCACAGUUGGUGUGCUAACAUAUAGCAUGACACCAUCCUGGGUGAGCCAACUAGUUUUUGGCACUUGUACUUCGUAGAACUCAAAUUUUUAUAUUUUAUUUAUUUUAUUUGACUUAUUCCUGGAACUAUAAUAUUUAUGUGGAAUUAUGUGGGAAUGUUAGGGUUUUUUUUGUUGUUGUUUUUAAUAAUCACCGUGCACUUUUUGUACAAAAUUUCUCACAAGAAUGGGAAAUGAGUUUUCAACAUGGCCUGUUCUGAUGUAUACAGAUGUAUACUGAGCCGAAAUGUAGUCAAACUUAGUAAAUAAUUCCCAAUCAGGAAGUUGUUCUCCACUCACAACGUGUUAGCAAACAUGGCUGCUCGCUCGCUGCGUGUGAUGUAGCACCUUGAGGAUGCCUCACCAUUGGACAAUCUGUUUCAUUUAAUUGUUAUAUGUAGAUUACAUUGUUCCUGCUUUGAGCGGCUGAAGCAUUUUAUUUCAAAUGUGGAAA
Phyllopteryx taeniolatus (common seadragon) is the source of this 3765-nucleotide messenger RNA. Its product is annotated as melatonin receptor type 1B-B-like. Gene Ontology annotation, molecular function: melatonin receptor activity. The record is from RefSeq and is a predicted model, not a curated record. The transcript is spliced from 4 exons. Bases 445 to 1551 code for a protein of 368 amino acids. Gene Ontology annotation, cellular component: membrane. Gene Ontology annotation, biological process: G protein-coupled receptor signaling pathway. NCBI's taxonomy places the organism in Eukaryota, Metazoa, Chordata, Actinopteri, Syngnathiformes, Syngnathidae.